UCCAGCUCUUCCCUCGGCCCUCCCCAUUCCUGUAUCACUUGCCCCACAAAUGCCCUUGUGACUGCUUGGAGGCCUCUUGCUGGAGGUUGAGUUAGCUGUCCCGCUGAAGAACUCUCCCAGAAGAAGCAUUAUAAACAAACAUAAAGAACACAUCCUACCCUGAUCCCUGGAUGCUGUUGGACCUGAGGAUUUCAGCUACUUCGGGAUCUUCUGGAGACAGUUCAAGAAAAGUAGAAAAAGGCAACAUUGAAGGAUUUUUUUCCCGCUCAUAUCAGACCUUAAAUUUUCCAUUGUUUGGAGCAAGUGAAAGUCGGCUUGGUCCUGUGGAUUUAAGGAUACCCAAAUUCCUUCUAUAUUUAUCAUUGAAAAGUUGUAAGCUCCAAAUCUUUCGGCAAAAAUUCACUGAAUUCUGGAUCCUCUUUCUAUUUAGAAUUUCAGCAAUAGAAACGUUCUCCACAAAGCAAUUCUUCUGUGUUUUUUCAGGCUAAAUGUGAAUAAGAAUGUCUUGGAAAAGAAACUACUUUUCAGGGGGCCGUGGUAAUGUUCAAGGGAUGUUUACUCCACGGAGCUCAACCUCUAUUGCCCCUAGCAAAGGCCUCAUCAACCAGCCUGGGCAAAAUAGCUGCUUCCUCAAUAGUGCCCUGCAGGUUUUAUGGCACUUGGACAUCUUCCGACGUAGUUUUAGGCAGCUUACAACUCACAAGUGCAUGGGGGAUUCCUGCAUCUUUUGUGCUCUCAAGGGAAUCUUUAACCAGUUUCAGUGCAGUAGUGAAAAAGUGCUUCCAUCCGACACUCUUCGAAGUGCUCUGGCAAAGACUUUUCAGGAUGAGCAACGUUUCCAGCUGGGAAUUAUGGACGAUGCUGCUGAGUGCUUUGAAAACCUUCUAAUGAGAAUUCACUUCCACAUUGCUGAUGAAACUAAAGAGGAUAUAUGUACUACCAAACACUGCAUUUCCCACCAGAAAUUUGCCAUGACAUUAUUUGAGCAGUGUGUGUGUACUAGCUGUGGUGCGACUUCUGAUCCUCUGCCUUUCAUCCAGAUGGUGCAUUACAUUUCCACCACUUCUCUUUGCAAUCAGGCUAUUUGUAUGCUGGAGAGAAGAGAGAAGCCCUCGCCUCGCAUGUUUGGGGAGCUGCUGCAGAAUGCCAGCACCAUGGGGGACCUGCGGAAUUGUCCGAGCAAUUGCGGAGAGAGAAUUCGGAUUCGCCGUGUGCUGAUGAAUGCACCACAGAUCAUCACCAUUGGGCUGGUUUGGGACUCAGACCACUCAGAUUUGGCAGAAGAUGUCAUUCACAGUCUGGGGACCUGCCUUAAGCUGGGUGAUCUAUUCUUCCGUGUGACUGAUGACCGGGCCAAGCAGUCGGAGCUGUACUUAGUGGGAAUGAUCUGCUACUAUGGCAAACAUUAUUCUACAUUUUUUUUCCAAACAAAGAUCCGUAAAUGGAUGUAUUUUGAUGAUGCGCAUGUCAAGGAGAUUGGGCCCAAAUGGAAAGAUGUGGUGACCAAAUGCAUCAAGGGGCAUUAUCAGCCUUUGCUGCUGCUCUAUGCGGACCCUCAGGGGACCCCAGUGUCCACACAGGACCUGCCCCCUCAAGUCGAGUUCCAGCCAUACAGCAGGACGUGCUAUGACAGUGAAGACUCAGGGAGGGAGCCUUCCAUCUCCAGUGACACUCGAACAGAUUCCUCUGCGGAGAGCUGUCCCUACAAACACUCCCACCAUGAGUCUGUGGUCAGUCACUUCUCUUCUGAGUCUCAGGGGACAGUCAUCUAUAACGUGGAGAGUGAUUCCAUGUCUCAGAGCAGUCGGGACACAGGACAUCUGACUGACAGCGAAUGCAAUCAGAAACUCACGUCCAAGACAGGGUCACUGCUGGAACGCAAGAGGAGCUCUGGCCGAGCGAGGAGGAAGGUGGAUGAGUCGCGAGCCUCCGGGUACCACAGUGAAGGAGAAACACUGAAAGAGAAGCAGGCUCCUAGGAACGCCUCAAAGUCAUCGGGCAGCACCAACAGGCUGAGGGACUUUAAAGAGACGGUCAGCAACAUGAUCCAUAACAGACCAUCCCUGGCCUCGCAGACCAGCGCGGGCUCUCCCUUUGCAGGGAAGGGAGGACACCAGACUGACAAGAACCUGAAGAACUUGCCUUUAUACUCUCGUGACUGGGAAGGAGAGAGCACCAGCAGUGAGUCAAAAUCCAGUUCUUCCAGCAAGUAUCGCCCAACAUGGAGACCCAAGAGGGAAUCUCUGAAUAUUGACAGUAUCUUUAGUAAGGACAAAAGGAAGCAUUGUGGCUACACCCAACUCAGUCCCUUUUCUGAGGAUUCAGCUAAGGAAUUUACACCAGAUGAACUGAGCAAGCCACCUGCUUAUGAGGUUAAAACUGGUGGACCCAGCCCUCCGUGGAAGCCCGCGGGCACUGCGCGGCCAGGUGCUCACCUGUUAGAGCAGCAGCCUCGCCUCAUCCAGCGGAUGGAGUCGGGCUAUGAGAGCAGCGAGAGGAACAGCAGCAGCCCUGUCAGCCUGGACGUCGCCCUGACGGAGAGCGCGAGUGCCAGCAGGGACCUGAGUGCUAAGAGGUUAGCUGGGUUGGCACCUUCCUGGCGCCACAUCCCAAAGUCUCACAGCAGUAGUGCCCUAGAGGUGGACCCCACAGCAUCCAGGAGUGGCUGGACAAAGAAUCAACCCCUCUCAGGUGGAGAGGUGGCUGCCAAAAGUGAACUGGAUGAAUUGCAGGAAGAAGUGGCCAGGAGGGCCCAGGAGCAGGAACUUAGAAGGAAACGGGAGAAAGAAUUAGAGGCAGCUAAAGGGUUUAACCCUCAUCCCAGUCGCUUCAUGGACUUGGAUGAACUUCAGAAUCAGGGGAGGAGUGACGGCUUUGAGAGGUCCCUGCAAGAGGCAGAUUCAGUGUUUGAAGAGUCACUACAUCUGGAACAGAAGGGCGAAUGUGCUGCAGCUUUGGCUCUCUGUAAUGAAGCUAUCUCUAAACUAAGACUUGCCCUGCAUGGUGCCAGCUCUAGCACGCACAGCAGAGCGCUAGUCGAUAAGAAGUUGCAAAUCAGUAUUCGAAAAGCACGGAGCCUGCAGGAGCGCAUGCAGCAGCACCCAGCAUCCCAGCAGCCGCCGCAGCCCUCAGCCUGCCUCCCUGCACAGGGGGGCGCCCUUCCUCACCCGACCAGUGAACAGCAUGUCCCGCUCCAAGUAUUGUUAAACAAGGAGGCCCAGUUGGAACCCUCCACGAAUACAGAAUUUGGGGCCAGUUCUUUCGUCCGUUCACCUGCUUCCUGCCAUGAAUCACAUUCAUCGCUAUUCCGAGAGUCAUCUUCCCUGUCUGUCCCACUGCGCAGUUCCCCCGCCAGGUCUGCCUCAAACCUGCUGACUUCAGUUGAGGUGGCCAGCAGUGACCCCUCCGCGCACCGUGGGCAUUGCUUGCCUGGAAUGCCGGGUAGGGCUGAGAAGAAUUCAGGCUAUGACUGGGAAACAUCGGAUACACCCGAGGGUCAGCUGCGUGGCCACAGAGGAGACAGUGGCACCUGUAGUAGAUUUCCCUCUCAAGAAGGAAGAGGCAUUUCGAAAGAACAGCUAUUCCAAGACAGGAGGGAUCCUGCUGACUCAUCCCAGGCUAUGGUUUGUUCCCACGCAGCUGGAAGAGCCCCCUGUGAGAGGGGAGACACACAGAACCCAGCCUGCCGUCCUUCCAGCCCGUCCGCUCAGCCCAGCCUUCCCCUCCACAGGGCCUACCGUCCCGUCACGUCGGAUGCUUCCUCAGUUGCGCUUCACUCUCCCGAUGAUGUGCAGAAAACUAACCAAUGUCUCCAAGCCAAAAGCCUCAAAGCUUCGUUGCCUUCCACAUUGGACAGAGGUAGCGAGGAGCCCUAUCGGCCAGAGUUUGCCGGCACAAAGGGACUCGUCCGUUCUUUGGCAGAACGGUUCCAGGGAAUGCAAGGUGCCUCCACAAGGGCUGGGACAGGUUCCCAGGAUAGAAGUUUGCCAAAUAGUCUCAGAAAGAACUCUUCCCCUCCUGACUCCAAGCCUCCGUUCUCACGGGAUCAAGGGAAAGGCCACUGGCUUUGGGCAAUACAGCAACCCUCUCAGGCGGGCAGGGACAGACUGUCUGCCAGGGAAGAGCCUGGAAGUCACUCUGCUGCUCUGACCUCUGUGCUGCCUAAUGGGGACACUCCUAGGGGAGGGCAGCCCAGGCUGACAGAGCCAGCUGGGUAUCAGCGGAAGCUGGCCCCAGUGAGAGCUGCUAGCCCUAAGGAACUGGGCAGCAGUGUCAACUUGGGGAGUUCCUUGCCUUUGGAUUCCUGGGUGAAUGCCACAAGACUCUGUGAUUCUCAGUUUAAACAUGGGGUCCCUGGGCCAGGAGUGAAGCCCUCUCCAUACGAUCCUCAUCCCUGUGUGGCCUAUCCAGAAAGAAACCACAUCCUUUUGCAUCCACAUUGGAACCAAGACACAGAACAGGAGAUGUCAGAAUUGGAGUCUCUCUACCAGGCCAGUCUUCAGGUCUCUCAAGCUGGCUGUUCUGGAUGGGGGCAGCAGGAUGUGACUGGUGACCCACUUAGCCAAACAGGCUCAGCAGAUGGUAUGGGGAGAAGAUUGCACUCGGCCCCUGGCCUUGGUCUCUCAGAGACCCCGACAGCUGAAAUGGAGCACAGUCUUCAUGAAGCCAGCACAGUGCCUGCUUCUCAGGACUCAUCAAAUACGAGGAAAAAGCCUUUGGAAACCCGGCACCGUUGUUCCAGCUCCUCUUCCCUCCCUGUCAUUCAUGACCCUCCUGUGUCUCUCCUUGACCCCCAGUUCUACCCUUCCCAACCACAGUUCCUGCCCCCAGAUGUCUUGAUACCCAGCGUGGCAGGGGAGCCCCAUAGAUCCCCAGGAACUUCGAGGAGUGUCCAGCAGUUUCUGGCUAUGUGUGACAGGGGUGAAACUUCCCAAGGGGUCAAGUACACAGGAAGGACUUUGAACUACUGGAGUCUCCCGCAUCGUUCCAGAACAGACGCCUCCUGGGGACCCUGGUCAGGGAGCAACCAGCAUACUGAGGCUAGAUUCCUGACUACUCCGGGAUGCAAGCCUCAGCCAACCCACACUGCCACAUUACCAGAAAGGCACCAGGGUCUUCAGGCUCCUCAUAUGCAGUCCUGGGGGGAUCUACUCUAUUCACCCUCUGUCCCUUCUACUGUCCACCGCGUGUCAGCUCCAUCCAGCAGUCUCCACACAACCCCGGGGUCAGGCUGGAAUGCAACUCCUGGUCCAGGGUCUCAGGUCUCUGGUCCUCGGAGAGUAGAUAUGCCUCCAGAUGAUGACUGGAGGCAGAGUAGCUAUGCCUUGCAAUCUGGGUGCAGGAGGACAGGGGGAGAGGAGUUUCUGUUUGCUCUAGCAGACACCCCCAGAAGACAACAGAUCAGGGCUAAAGUCCCACAGCACAGCAGGUGGUAAGGGCCACCUCUCUCUGCUUCAUGGAACCAACAGCUUUCUCUCAAAUGAGAUGACCACAGAGUUGGCACCCUGCAGCCCUGUUGGGUGCACUGGUUUCUUCUCUGCUUCUCCAGUUGGCAGUUUCUUCUAGGUGUGCCAAAACCGCUAACGCGACCUGGCUCUCUGAGAGGGAAUAUUUGACAUUCUAAUGUCCAUGCAUCUAGCAAAAGGAAGCAGCUACUGUUUAGGAUUUCAUUUGAGCCUCUCUGAAGAGGAGUCCAUAAUUUUUUUUUUUAACAUUAGCCAUUCCUUAGAAUUUUAGUGUAAUUAUUUCAUUACUGGAUACUUUAUACCCUGCCCGCACCUAAGCCCUCGUCUGCUGAACCCUAUUGUAUUACAGCUUCUGUUCUUUGUUUUUUAUCCACCUGCUCCCAUUACCAGACUUUAUCCUUAGAACAUGUAGCUCUGUUUUCAUGGUCCUGGCUAUUAAAGGCAGCCCUUCUGCCCAGCAGGUACUAUGUUUUGUACCCGAAACUUGGGCCGGGAAUGCAGAGCUGCCAGUGUAACAUUUCCCCUUCUGAAGAGAUGGAUCAGCCACACUAACUCACCCUCUUGUCAGCAGCAAGCCAUUACUGCCACUUGCUCUGUUGCCAUUGUAAACCCUCAGAGUCAGUUGAAAUAUUUUAGGACCAAACAUACUGUUUUUGUAAACUAUUUUUCAUUAAUAAAUCUAUAAGAUAGUUCUAUUUAAUUUCUUGUUAUCCCUUUUGUAUGCCUUUGUUCUU
Sorex fumeus (smoky shrew) is the source of this 6199-nucleotide messenger RNA. RefSeq names its product ubiquitin specific peptidase 54 (gene USP54). Lineage: Eukaryota; Metazoa; Chordata; Mammalia; Eulipotyphla; Soricidae. Bases 501 to 5435 code for a protein of 1644 amino acids. The record is from RefSeq and is a predicted model, not a curated record. The transcript is spliced from 22 exons. Gene Ontology annotation, molecular function: cysteine-type deubiquitinase activity. Gene Ontology annotation, biological process: protein deubiquitination.